This is a messenger RNA of Helobdella robusta, 2487 nucleotides long. RefSeq lists its product as hypothetical. The coding region runs from base 1 to 2487 and encodes 828 amino acids. Gene Ontology annotation, molecular function: actin filament binding. NCBI's taxonomy places the organism in Eukaryota, Metazoa, Annelida, Clitellata, Rhynchobdellida, Glossiphoniidae. The transcript is spliced from 15 exons. Gene Ontology annotation, biological process: actin cytoskeleton organization. The record is from RefSeq and is a predicted model, not a curated record.
AUGGCUCCUCCAGUUCUUGCGACCAGAGUUUCAGGGAACAGUGAUGGGUCUGUCACUGUUAGCUACACGCCAGCAUCCAGUGGAGUGCAUGACAUCAAUGUCACUUAUAACGACAAGGCUGUUGCUGGAGUUCCACUGCGUUUGAAUGUUGAUGCACAGGAUAAACACUUCGUGACCGCCUACGGAGCGGGUCUCAAUCAGGGCAAAAGUGGAGAACAUCUGGAAUUCUUUGUUACUGGAUCUCCCAGCAACAUUGAUGUGAAGAUUGAAGGCCCGGGCAAGGUCGAUAUAUUGAAGAAGGAAGAUUUGCAUGGGUUGGUGAGGUUCGAGUAUAUGGCAGUUAAUCCUGGCGAAUACAAUGUGCAUAUUAAACACAAGGGAAAACCUAUUCACGGGUCUCCAUUCGCUGCCAAGUUGUCAGGUGAAGGACGUAAAAGAUCUCAGAUUUCAUCGCCUGCCACCAGCGAAUAUACACUCGGUGGACACGAUAUUGACCUGGCUAACAUGGUUGGCACGCUGAAGGCUCCCAAUGGCUCAACAGAACUUUGUUUAUUGAAAAAAACAUCGGACACCAAGCUAGCAAUUGCUUCGUUCCAGCCGAAACAAAAAGGUUCCUACAAGAUUGAUGUGACACAAGAAGGCAAGCCUAUCAAAGGCAGCCCGUUCACAAUCAGCGUCAACGAUCAACAUGUCUGUGCUGCUGGGCGGGUUCGUCUGCAUGGAGCAACAAGCGAAGCUACUGCGAACACCUGGAAUGAAAUUCAAAUUGACAUAUCACAAGCCGGUUUUGGUUCACUGGCAAUGUCGAUCGAAGGAGGCCACAGGUCUGACCUGGAUCUUGUUCAAAAAACUCAAACCGAGUACAUUCUUAAAUUCAAACCACACGAGCCAGGAGUUUAUUUGCUGAACAUUAAAUUUGGAGACGAUCAUGUAACCGGAAGUCCAUUCAUGGUGAAUGUUGGUGGACAACCGUCUGGAAGAAUAAGAGAAACUGUCGUGACCGAAGUGAAGGCUGUUGAUAUUGCUGAAAAAAAUAAGGAAUGCCAUUUAGAGCUGAAAGUUCCCGGAACGGAUCCACUGGACAUGGAAGCAACUGUGACAACUCCGAGCGGGCAGACAGAAUUGUGUGAGAUCCGAGGACUUGGUGACAGUCUCUGCAGUCUCAAGUUCAAACCGAAGGAAGAUGGUGUCAACACGAUCAGUCUCAAGUACAAAGGAGUUCACUUUGCUGGCAGUCCAUUUCAGUACACCGUCGGCAAGGCUCCCUCAGGUGGCACUCACCGAGUUGAAUUCGGAGGACCUGGUGUGGAACAAGGAGAAGUCGAAUCGAAAAACGAGUUCAAUGUCUAUUACAGAGAGGGCGGGCCAGGAACCAUCAGCAUUGCCAUUGAAGGUCCAUCAAAGGCAAAAAUAAAUGUCGUUGAUAGGGGUAAUGGGUACCUCACGGUUUGCUAUGUGGUAACUAAAGAAGGUGACUACGGAGUUCACGUGAAAUUCAACGACGAGCACGUGCCAGAGUCUCCAGCAAAAGUUCGAGUCCUGCCUCUAAGCAGGGAUGCAAAGAAAGUUACUUUCGUGGCUCUCAGGGACAGAGGAAUUGACGUAAAUAAGCCAGUCUCUUUCAGCGUCCAACUGAAUGGAGCGGUAGGUGAGUUGAAAUCCCACGUUCACACUCCGUCUGGCAGCGUUGAAGACGUUUACAUAACGGAUAUAGACGAAGACAAGUGGGCCCUGAGGUUUACACCAAAAGAGAACGGAGUAUUCUACGUAGACGUGAAAUUGAACGAAGCCCAUGUGCCUGGCAGUCCAGUUCCCUUCCUGGUCGGCAAGCAAGCAUCCGACCCCGCACUGGUUACUGCCAACGGUCCUGGACUUGAAAAGGCAGAAGCGGGGAAAGUGACAAAGUUCUCUGUGCAGACUGUGAACGCUGGAGCUGGAACUUUAAUAGUUCAAGUUGAUGGCCCAUCAAAGGUUGCAUUGGUCUGCGCCGAAGUUGACGAAGGAUAUGAUUUCACGUACACUCCUUUGGCUCCCGGCGUUUAUAUGAUAAUGAUCAAGUACAGUAAUGUAACAAUUGCCGGCGCUCCCUUCAAAACUGUUGUAACUGGUGCUGGAAAACCAUCGGAAAUUAUUGAAACUUCGCUGCUUGCCGUUGAAACCACAGAAAAAAAGCCUGGAGUGGCUCGAGCGAAGCAUUUCCAGGGGGAUGCCACCCGUGUUGUCGCAAAAGGUCUCGGUCUUCAAAAAGGUUUCACAGGGAGGUCCGCAACAUUCACGCUGGAUGUUAAAGGAGCAGGUCAAGCUCUAUUGAAUCUUGGCAUGAUUGGUCCAUCUGGCAAUCCUGUUAGCGAGCUGACCUACAAAAAGGUCAAACCCACAUCGUACAACGUAAGCUUCAUAGCUGCCGAGAAGGGUGACCACACGUUGACCAUUCACUGGGGCGCCGAUGACAUCCCGGGAAGUCCAUUCACAAUUCCUGUCGCAUAA